CCCCCUCUCUCUCUCUCUCUCGCGUCAAGCCUCUGUCUUCGAUCCCCCCUUUCUCUGUCCAAGCUCACUUUCCUUCCUCCCUCGCCGUCACUUCUCUUCCUCCCUCGCCGCCUGGAUCUGGAGUCCGGAACUAGAACUUGCGCUCCAAUAUUCAAGCCAUCUCUAAACCCUAAUCUACCAAAUCAAUCUCACUUUAUUCCCAAUAAUCGAAAAUCUUUCACAUAAAACCCAAUGACGAAUCGUAUUAGUAGUUGAGUACCGUUUUUCAAGUUCAACAAUGGAUGUGAAGUCGUUAGCAAAAUCAAAGCGAGCUCACACACAGCACCAUACCAAAAAGCCUCACCAUAAGCACAAAACCCCAACACCAUCACAAUCAUCUCCGUCUUCAUCUUCUGAUGUCUCGAACGACGUCAUUGGAUCCAGAAAGAAGCAACUGAACCAGAAAGGAACCACUGUGAAUCGCAAUUCUAGCUCUCGUGCUUCUUCUACACUCCCGAACAAUUGGGAUCGAUACUACGACGAAGAUGAAGAAAUCGAUUCUGUGAUUGCUGAAGGUGCGACCAAAGUACCCAACGAUGGUGCUGUUUUACCGAAAAGUAAAGGUGCGGAUUUUAGGCACCUUGUUGAUGAGGCUCGGUCUCAAGCAGAUGCAAGCUUGGAGGGUUUGCCUUCUCUGGAUGAUACUCUUCCUGGUGAGUUCAAUGUGGGAUUAGGGUCUAUGCUUGCGGUUAGGGGAGAGGGAUUUGUCUCAUGGAUUGGAGAUUAUAAUUUUGUGGUAGAGGAAAAACCAGGUGCAUAUCAGGAGGCAUCAUUUAUUUCGCUGAACUUGCAUGCUCUAGCUGAAAAUCUUGCAAAAGUUGAAUUGUCAAAGAGAUUAUUCAUUGAGCCUGACCUGUUACCCACUGAACUGAGCAUGGAAGGGUUGGCAGAAGGAAGCAAUGAAGAAAAUUAUAAACUGGAAAGUACAGGGGACAGUGAACUAGGCAAUCUUAUGUCCAAAGAAGUAAAUUCGGAUGUUUUAGCUAUAGAUCAGUUUACAUCAUCUACUCCCUAUGGCAGCAGCCAUGCUGCAUGUACUUUUUCCGCUGACUUUCCACUUUCUGUGAACCACAUCGAUAUUCAAUUUCAACAGGUUGAUAGUUCUCAUGAAAGUAAAGCAUCUUUUCCAAGUGUGGAAGCUAAUUGGCAGCUGAUGCAGAAAAGGAACUCGACAUGCUUCUAGAUUCGCUUAGUGAAACCAAGAUUCUAGAUACGCAAGGUUAUAAACCUAAUACCACAUCUGUUUCAUUGGGGGCCUUUAAGGUGGAUCCUCCUGGUAUUUCAAAAAGAGAGUCAGUUGCUCCAAAAACUGCAUCAAGUAGUGCGAGUUUAGAUGAUGUACUUGAUGACUUGCUAGAGGAAACAUCUACUUUGACAAAUCCAAAUGUUUUAGCAAGGCCACAGGAAGAAAAGUCUGUUCUCCAGAGUGUACAAUCUUCACAUUCUGAAAGCAAGUCUAAAGUAACAGAUGAUUUUGAUUCAUGGUUUGGUACACUUUGAUUAUCCAUGGUGAAUGAAAAGUGAUCCUUUUUACUUA
Molecule: messenger RNA, 1576 nt
Organism: Arachis duranensis
Lineage: Eukaryota; Viridiplantae; Streptophyta; Magnoliopsida; Fabales; Fabaceae
Product: protein ECERIFERUM 16
Source: RefSeq, a predicted model, not a curated record